Hemicordylus capensis (graceful crag lizard) is the source of this 6412-nucleotide messenger RNA. It is a transcript of the gene STXBP6, whose product is annotated as syntaxin binding protein 6. Gene Ontology annotation, cellular component: exocyst; plasma membrane. Lineage: Eukaryota; Metazoa; Chordata; Lepidosauria; Squamata; Cordylidae. The record is from RefSeq and is a predicted model, not a curated record. Gene Ontology annotation, molecular function: phosphatidylinositol-4,5-bisphosphate binding. The coding region runs from base 418 to 1050 and encodes 210 amino acids. Gene Ontology annotation, biological process: exocytosis; regulation of SNARE complex assembly; Golgi to plasma membrane transport. The transcript is spliced from 6 exons.
AAAGAAAGGAAGGCUCCGUAGCUUUGCCCCCUGCCAUUGGCUCCGCACGUGCACGUGGCGUUCCUCUCCCGCCUCUGGGCGCACAGCUGGGUAGCCCCACUGCUGCGGGGAGCCAGGCAAGGAAGAGCCGGAGCCACCCCAAAGAGUGCCUGAGAGUAGCAGAGGCGGGCGGCGGGGCAAGCGCCGGAGGAAAGUUUCCUUUCCCCGCUGUGAGUUUUUUCCAGGAGCUGCGCGCGCGGCAGGACGCUUCCCUUGCAGCUACUCCUGCUGCUGCGGUAGCAGCAGCAGCAGCAAGCGGAGGGCGGGGAGCCCGCUUGCCAGUCCAGCGGCCAAGACAGCCGCAAGAGGGAAAAGAGCAGCAGGAUUAUUAAAAGAGCAGCAAGAAGGAAUACCAGCCAUCUUUAUUUCUGAUCUACAAUGAGUGCCAAAUCUGCUAUCCACAAAGAGAUAUUCGCUCCGCAUGAUGAAAGGAUGCUGGGAGCUGUCCAAGUAAAAAGGAGAACGAAGAAAAAGAUUCCUUUCCUAGCAACUGGGGGUCAGGGUGAAUAUUUAACCUACAUCUGCUUGUCAGUGACAAACAAGAAACCUGCACAGGCAUCUAUUACAAAAGUCAAACAGUUUGAAGGUUCUACAUCUUUUGUGCGAAGGUCACAGUGGAUGCUUGAACAGCUUCGUCAGGCUAAUGGUAUAGACGCUCAUCGGGAUUCUCCAGAAUUUGACCUACUAUUUGAAAAUGCUUUUGACCAGUGGGUAGCAAGCACAGCCUCCGAAAAAUGUACAUUCUUUCAAAUUCUCCAUCACACCUGUCAGCGGUACCUUACAGACAAAAAGCCAGAAUUUAUCAAUUGCCAGUCUAAAAUUGUUGGUGGAAACAGCAUACUUCACUCAGCAGCAGACAGUGUUACCAGUGCAGUACAGAAGGCAAGUCAAGCUUUGAAUGAGCGUGGUGAACGGUUAGGUCGAGCAGAAGAAAAGACAGAAGAUAUGAAGAACAGUGCUCAGCAGUUUGCAGAAACUGCACACAAGCUUGCCAUGAAGCACAAGUGUUGAAAAUCCCUAAUGUGGAAAUUUUUCCAAGAAUUGAAAGGCUAGGUUCAUUUUUUUGGGAGAUACAGCUUCAUGUCUGCUUUUUCCUACAAUUUAGUGGAGCCCAGUUAUUUCAGUUACUAUGUAGGAAAUAAGUUGCAUUCCUACCUUUUCUAUUGCUGAGCAAUUCUGCAAUGUUUUUAAACUUUUAUUAUUAUUUAAAAUAAAAAAUGGUGUUAACAUGGAAAUUGGACCAAAGGACAUACUGAACUUCAGUAAUCUGCUGCAACAUCUCAUUAUUUCCAGUAUUUAGCAUGAAGAAAUAAAAUUAGCUAAAAGAGAUAUUACCAAAUGAGAAUAAAAUUCAAGCCAUUUUCAUAACUAUCUCUUGGAACAGUUUUUGGAGAAAAUGGAUCAUGCCUUCUGUCACUCAGUAAGACAAAGUGGUUUAUUCUGAAAAACAGCCUGGCUUCUCAUUUCUGCCAUUUUUAGUAAACACAUUUUGCAUGUGCCAUCACCAGCAUUACGAAGUACACAUCUGAAUUUGAGAUAUCAUCCUGCUGUCAACACUUUGGGUUUUUGUUGUUAACUGUCUGGAUUUAUUAUUUGGAAUAUACAAUAGCACUAGGAAUGCACACUGGAUGUUAAGACCGAAGAAAUGUCCUGUGGUUAGAUCUCUAAAUGCCUUUAAAUUAUUCUGGAAUUUAGCAGUAGAGUGUAAAAUAACUUGCAUGAAUUAUUAGGGCUCUUCCCUUUGUAAAAUUGGGGGUGUGGGGGGUUAAGCUCUUCUAGAUAAGUAUUGUACAAGAAUGAUUCCAGGAUUUUAAUUUAUCAAGAAACAUCCCCACACAUGCUGCAAUUCUAUUCACUGUUGGGGCCAAACUGCACAUUCCAUUAAUUGUUUUAAAGCAGCAUGCUUAAGAACAGCAGGCUCUCUUUUUGAAUACUGUAUAAUGCAGCCACAGAAAUCCAAUUUGGGUCAGAUAUGAGGUGUGCAGGGAGGGGGAAGUUAACCUUUCCCCCUUGUGCUGGUUUCCUGCUAAAAAUCUCCUUCCCCACAAGCUAUUUGCUGCAAAUAGAUGUUUAGGGGUUAUUUUCAGAGGGGUAAUGGAACAAACAGAAAGGGUUACCAGGAUCAGCACCUCUUCCUUGCGUAGCUGCAUUUUGCUUAGAGAGAAUUGGCCAGUCCUAAGCAUGUUACUUAAAACACAUUUUACAUAAAGAAGUCAUUCAAACAGUCAAAACAAUUGUGUUCUAUCCAGGUUUGGGAGCGGUGUGUACUCCCAAAUUUGGUUCUGUGGAAGCGAUUGUGUGGAAGCAAGGUAGGAGGGAAAGCUACCCAGGUUUUUCUCCUACCUUGCUUACUUCCAUACAAUAACUUCUACCCAGGUUUUCCUCCUACUUUGCUUCCACACAACCGAAAAUUGGGAGCACACACAGCUCCCAAACCCAGGUAGAACACAGUUUUUGAUCGUGUGAAUGACCUCAUUGUGUAUCUUGGCUCUGAGGCAUGCUUCUAUCCAAGUCAGGUUGGUACGCACAAUUUUUAUGUACUGUAGUGUGGCAGUUCCUAUUACGGAAGGUCAAGACCAAUGAGCUCAGCCUUAGCUGCUCUUGCAGUCACUGGAUCAUGGUCAAAGUCUUAUGUCUGUCUUUCUCUUCCCUGUCCCUUCUCCACAUUUUGUACAAUAAUAAUGCUCUGUUGCAUACCAAAAAGUCACAGACUAUAAUGAAGUUAUGCCCCCUGAUUUAACAAGGUAGAUGUGUGAACAGAAGCUUUCUGGAUUGGGAACUUCACAAAAAUAAUACCCUUCAUGGAGUUCUGGUGUUGCAUCUGUGCAUCCAGGCUUUUAUGUGACGUUUCCAGUACAUGAAGGAGAUGUGCAUACAUGUUGAGCAUGUGGUUAGUUCUGGAAGCUUUGUAGCAGUAAUAACCUGGUUGAGAAGGGUAGAUCACUUUCUCCCAAAACCUGAAUGGGGGAGCCUUGUUUCAGACACUCUCAUCUAUGUUAAGGGUCCCUUUCCCCAUUUCAGUUAUUGGAAUCAUGGAGCCUAUAUAAUCAGAAUUUAAUGUGCUCUCAUUACAAUCAUAUUAUAGAUGAAACAGCUAACAAUUUUCUAUUAAAGCAGUGCGAGGGAUGAGAAAGCAGGUUUGUAGGUAUUAGGGAGGGUAACUCCCAAGUUUUUUGUUAUAUUCUUCACAGGUGCCAACAAAAACAGAUCAAGUGCUAAAUCAGCAUAGGCAAAAUGUUAACUAGAUUAACUGCACCUUAAAUGUUUAUACCUCACAGUGGGAAUUGUUUAGAACCAUCAGGGUUUGCUUCUGAGCAGCCUUCGGAAGGUAUAGCAGCACAAGCCUCCAAGCCAAACUAGGCUGAUGAAAUGCAAUGUCAUCACUAUUCACCCAAGUUGCAUCUUGAACUGUUGGCAGCUCCUACUUUCAGUCAUAUCUCAGGAACCCAGUAAAUUCAUAACUUGACCCUGUGCAAUUAGAUUUGGGCUGGAAAAUGAAUAUUUUCCUCCUUCAAAAGAAAAAAGAAUGUUCUACAGCUUUCCAAAAGCAAACUUGCACUUUAAAAAAAAAAUCUCUUACUGGUUGCUCUGGGGAUUUGGAUGGAAAAGUGUAGAUAGUACAAGUCACUAAAUGUCCAGCAAGAAAAUGCCAGUUUGACUAAUGUUUGUGGAUAUGGCUUGCAAUGUUGUCAUAGAGUAUUUACGACACUCAAAAGGGCAACCUGUGGAGUCCCUUGCAUGAAGCCAUGCGGGAACAGCUUUUUUAUGGUUCAGUCCAAGGCCUGGGAGCUGUAAGCAAAUGAUACAACUGCAUGGGUCUUUCCAAUGCAAUUGGCACCCUGCUGGCUGCCAUGCACAUAUGGGUGCCUGAUUGACAUACAGCCUCCAACCCUGUGGGAUCGCAUCAUGGAAAAGUAGAUUCCACGUGUCCAUAGCUGCAUGUGAAGGGUGUAUCUGACUGGGGUUAGAUUAAUUAAUAGUGACAUUUUAAUGAAUAUUAGAAUAUGCAGAGUAUACAGUUGGCUGUCUACUAAAUUAUACUGCUAAAUUCCAGGUUUUUUAUGGCUUGGGCUGUUACGAGUCAUUAUUUAAUAUUCUAAAUGCCAUUGUUUAUUUUGCAGACUUUUUAAUGUACAUCAUUACAUUUCAGAUGAAUGAUAAAUAGCCUCUCGUCAAUAUUGGAUUUCUUCAAACUGCCAAACAAGCCCCACUUGAUUUUUGAUGAAUCAAGUGGGUCAAUUACCAACUUGAUUAAUCAGAAAAGUAGGUUUUAAAUUCUAUUUCACUUCUGCUAAUGAGUACGUGUAAGUAACAUGUUUUUUUCUUAGGCUAAUUAGAAGGAAGUGUGCUGACAUCCCAUACUGAAUAUAAACUUUACAGUGUUUAAAAUGUUCCUCCUGGAGCAUAGCUGUAGUAUAAAACUCUAGUAUUAGAUAUUGUGUACAUAAGGAAUACAGUAAUUCAGGUUAUAUGUUUCAUAUUCAAGAAUGUAUUUGUAAAAUGUAACAAGGUCUAUGGUUUCCUAUGGUUUUACCUUUUUAAAGUUCUGCAAAGAAUAAAUAUGUGUUGCUAGACUUAAGACUGUCAUACUGCAAGACUGGUCUUAACAGCCUAGUUAUGUGACUAGCAAAAAAAAGUGCAUUAAUGUGAAAAUAUUAACACUUUCUCUCUAAACAAGUGAUCUUAGCAUUUGUUUUGCUUUAAUAUGCCAAAACUGUAAUAUUUGCUGAUAUUUCUCAAAAAACCCAAAAGUGUAGGGGUGUGGGUGUGUGCGCACGCACAUGCACACACACCCCAUUCUAAAAUAAAUGUGACUUUUUCUGUUGUUUCAUCUUUGCAAACUCUAUUUUUGUCAUUAAACACUGUAACCAUGAUGAAACACUGUUCUUCUAUACUGUAUUGUUUAGUAGGGUUAAGUGUAAUGGGUGUAAAUGCACAUUACAAUUUUUAAAAGAUUUGUUUUAUUCCACCCCUCCCUUUUUGGUCUUAAGCUCUUUUGGAAAGACUGCAACUCGAGUGAACUGUUUCUGAAGCAGAUAUGAACUGAGAGCUCUGGGGACCAUUCACACAACUGCAUUAUGGUAGCUACUGGAACAGUUGCCAUUGCUGACUUCCAGCAACUUCAGUCUUGUGACAAGCCCAUCAAAUACAUCCAAGGUGCUGUUGAUUUGGCUGUUGCCUUGCCUUAGAUCUCUUUUCUGGCAAGAUGUUUUCUGGCUCCCAUAUAAUUGGCUGUGUGGACUAAACCCCAGAACAGGGUAUAUAUUUAUGUACACGUGCUCAUUUAAACCUGCUUGUUUCCAUUAUUCCCACAGGAGUAAUUCACAUGACUCCUAUGUGCAUCACCUACACAUAGAAAAUCACAAAAAUCCUCUGGCUCUUUCUAAUCCUCACACAUGCACAUACACCACACAGCAUAUAUAUAAUAUCCUGCCUAUGUGUGGAUGUCUGUCAUCCCCCCCACCCUGGCCAAAAGGAGGUAUGGAUAGUGUGACAACCUAUUUAUAUAUGGACCUUGUGUCAUAUUAUGCUCUAUAUGGGAGGGGUAUCUGUGCUUUGGUGCACAUAGCCCAUGCAUGCAGGGCCAUGGGUGAACCAGCCUUCCAGUGUGUGCAGUACAUAUACACCAAUGUUUUCCUCUUUAUGAAAACGGCGGUUUGUGGGACAUAAGCUUUUAUUUCUUCUCUCUUCCUGGCAGAAGUGUCUAGUACAAUAUUUGUGUACUAGAGAUUCACAGGGAAUCAGCCAUUCAAAAUGAAGGUAUCAUAGUUCUAUUUACUGUAUAUAGGCUUUAAUGAAAUGACCUACACAAUGUUGGGAACUGUCUUGCAUACAUAUUGUGGCCAAAUGAGAAUGUUUACAAAAAAUGUGGCUCUAAUCUGGGGCCUGGUGUGUGGUCUUUGCUAGAGAAAAUUGAUUGUGGGUGGAAAUAUAUCUGCUCAAGAGACCAGAUCAUCAUAUUUUGCAUUGCAUCGUUUUGAAUUACUUGGUCUUCUAGUCACAUCUGUACUGUAAAUAUUCACAUAUUAAAAGGUACUUAGCAGAGUGUCACUUGCACAUUAUGAAGCUCUGCCAAAUCAAUCCAUCCUCUUGAUGAAUGAAGAUACUAUGGUAAUAAAUGGUCAUGUUGCUCAGCUACAUUGCUGAAUGUUGUGAAUGCAAGUUACAGUUUGUCCCUUGAACAAACAGCUACUCCUGCUCCAUCCAGAUCCAGAAAUAUGUGGACUCUUGGACUGGGACACUGGCCAACUAUAAUAUGGCAAAAUCAGAAUGUGUUGUAUGUAGUAUUUUCUCUUGUGUGUGAGAUCAUUCCUAUAAAACUGUAAAAUUACAAAUUUUGUUUUCAUAAUAAAGAUUUUAAUAAGUAUACAAA